Molecule: messenger RNA, 1323 nt
Organism: Closterium sp. Yama58-4
Lineage: Eukaryota; Viridiplantae; Streptophyta; Zygnematophyceae; Desmidiales; Closteriaceae
Source: the annotation of a GenBank genome assembly
AUGUGCGACGCAAAUCAAUCUCCGCCGUCGUCUCAUCGUGAAGGGCCUCGACCCCGUGCCGUACAAAACGUUAUUCCCGACUCCGCGAUUUGCCAGGCUACAAAUGACUUUCGCAGAACCUCUGCCGCCGCCACUGCGACAGAGAAUAGAGGAGAGGAGCGGGACGACGCAGAGGGGAACGACCGGGAGGAGGAGAGCUCCGAGUCCCAAGGCGCGUCGGCGGAGCGGGCGAAACAGGAAGAGCAGGAGCGGGAGCAGCAGCAGCAAGAGGGGGAGGGGCAGCAGCAGGGCGGCGAGUUGAAGCGUCCAACCACCCCGCUGCCUUGUCCCCGUUGCAAGAGUCUCGCUACCAAGUUUUGUUACUUCAACAACUACAAUCCGAACCAGCCGCGCCACUUCUGCCGAGCCUGCCAGCGCUACUGGACAGCCGGCGGAAAUUUGCGAAACGUGCCCGUGGGUUCCGGUCGGCGAAAAAGCAAAGUCGCGCUACACCCGCAACAGCAACAGGGUAACCAGCAGCACCAGGCGUCGCAUCAGGACGCUCAGGCUCAAGCUCUUGCGCCCGGCGAUCCAGCCGCCGGCGUCUCGCCAGCAGCGCUGCUCGCCGCAGCUGCGGCGGCGGCGGCGGCAGCGACGGCAGUCCAUUCACCUGCCGUAGCGGCAGCCAAUCCGUUGAUGCCAGGUGUCGCCAGUCCCUUUCUCUCUGCUCUUCCUGGCGCGUCCCACGCUCUCUCCGUGCCCUCUGCGGCUUUGCCCGGAGGCUACGGUCUUCCCCCCGCCGCGCUUUCUCCGCACGGAGCUGCCGCCGCCGCCCUUUCCCCGCUGCCCCCCAGUGGCGCAGCGAUUCCCCAGGCAGAUCUCUUGCGCCAAGGCGUUCCCCCAUACUCCCCGGGUCUCUCCGCGGGUCUUUCCCCCGCCAAUUCCGCCUCUGGUUCCACCUCCCCUCCGCUCCUGCAUCAAGCGCUUGUAGCUUCUGGCGCUGCUGCUUUGCCCCCUACCUCUGCUACAGUCCCUGCAACCGUCCCUGCGACAGCUGCUACUCAAGCUGCGGCUACAGCUGCCGGGCAGCACAAGAGGCCACUAGGCAGUGGUGGUAACCAGAUGGUGGACUAUCUUGGCAGGAGCCCUCCUGAGCAGCAGCAGCAGCUUGGGGUUGGGGGGGAGGAGCCUGCUGCAAAGAGGCUGUGCUUGGGGGCUUCUGGAGGUGAUGUGGGAGAUGAUGGAAAGGACAAGGCUGGGCAAGAGGGUGUUCAUAGUAGGAAGUUCCUCAAGGCGAACCCUGUAGCGAUGAUGAGAUACAUGGUGUUCCAGGCUAAUGGUUGA